Molecule: messenger RNA, 1529 nt
Organism: Cyphomyrmex costatus
Lineage: Eukaryota; Metazoa; Arthropoda; Insecta; Hymenoptera; Formicidae
Product: PAR-domain protein 1
Exons: 6
Coding region: 96-1118 (340 amino acids)
Biological process (GO): regulation of transcription by RNA polymerase II
Cellular component (GO): nucleus
Molecular function (GO): DNA-binding transcription factor activity, RNA polymerase II-specific; RNA polymerase II cis-regulatory region sequence-specific DNA binding
Source: RefSeq, a predicted model, not a curated record
UUUAACCGCGUUGGACAUUCCGGGGGCGGGGGGGCUGGGGGAUAUACCGCGUGAGACACCGCGAGGGUAAUUAAAUGCGCGCGUGAGAUAAUCGGAUGAGCUGCGCUAUGGAGUAUCAGCAAUUGGCGCCACCGCCGGUACCAGCUGGGGUGCUGCACACCCAGGCGCACCAUCCUCAGCCCCAGCAUCAGCAGCAGCCGGUGCAGCCGCCGCAGCAUCCGCACAUCGUAGUCGCGCCGGCUCAUCAGCAGCCGCAAUCCCAACAACCACCGCCACCACCCCUGCCGCCGACCUCCCACGGCCACCAAGUGCACCCGCCGCUACCGCCCAUCCACGAAGACAGCACGAGUUCCAGGUGGUCCCAGUACCAGCACUUGUGGAGGCAGCAUCAUGUUUACAUGAACGGGAAACAAGGUAAAGAUGGGCCAGAGGAAAAGAAGGAUGCCGACGGUGAACUUUGGGGCAACGUGGAAGCGCAGGCCGCCUUUCUUGGGCCCAACCUCUGGGACAAAACUUUGCCUUACGAUGCCGACCUGAAGGUAUUGAACCAUUACGUCGAUCUCGAUGAGUUUCUUUCCGAAAACGGCAUCCCCGUCGACGGUGUGGCUGGUGGUGGACAGGGUGCUAUGCAAGGUAGCCAGCUCCAUAAAAUCAACAACACCGAGGCCGCCGGGCAUCAGGGACCAGCGGGUCUCCACUUGGAACCAGUUACCAAGCGUGAGAGAUCACCAUCGCCAAGCGAAUGCUGCUCGCCGGACACCCUGAACCCACCCUCUCCCGCGGAUUCCACGCUCUCGAUGGCCUCAUCGGGGCGAGACUUCGAUCCACGUACCCGGGCCUUCUCUGACGAGGAACUCAAACCCCAACCUAUGAUCAAGAAAUCGCGGAAGCAGUUCGUUCCGGAUGACUUGAAGGAUGACAAAUACUGGGCGCGUCGUAGGAAGAACAACAUGGCAGCGAAACGAUCGCGAGACGCGCGUCGCAUGAAGGAGAACCAGAUAGCACUCAGGGCCGGUUUCCUCGAGAAAGAGAAUAUGGGUCUGCGGCAGGAGCUGGACCGAUUAAAAAAUGAGAACAUGUUGCUACGCGACAAACUGAGCAAGUACACGGACGUCUAACACCCCGUCGUCGAUCAUGCACCAGCUCGAGCGACACGCAAAGAGAGAGAGAGAAGAGACGCGAACACGAGGGUGGACAUCACAUCCCUCGGCUACUACUUCCUCGCUUAUAGUCGCAGCACAUAGCAGCCUUCGCCUCCGUGGAAGAAGCGAAGGGGAUGCGGAGCAUGUUGACGAGUACCAACUCCCGAACCGACUGCCGCCGCCCUAAAGCCGACAACCAACCAACCUUCCUCAGAAAUUUCCGAAAAUCCUAUUCUCUAUCAUUCUCUUUCUCUCCUUCUCUUACUCUCGGAUAAAAUUCUUAUUGAAUCCUCGCUCCUUGUCCUGCUCUAGAAAACUCCACUUGUAAAUAGUUAUAUGUAUAGUUAGAUUAUAUACACACAUACACACAUACGCGCGUUAUGUAUA